This is a messenger RNA of Protopolystoma xenopodis, 150 nucleotides long. Lineage: Eukaryota; Metazoa; Platyhelminthes; Monogenea; Polystomatidea; Polystomatidae. The record is from the annotation of a GenBank genome assembly.
AUGCAGUUGUUAAGGCGUCGGGAUUAUGCCCUGGACUACCACAAGUCGGGUUCAAUUUCCGUUGGGGGAGCCGAUGAGAUCAGUUCCGACGAGAUCGAAGAUAAAAUUCAUUACAUUCAAGUUAGGAUGAUAAUACCUUUUGGGAAGUAA